Messenger RNA from Saitoella complicata NRRL Y-17804, 2747 nucleotides. RefSeq names its product 26S proteasome regulatory subunit rpn1. Lineage: Eukaryota; Fungi; Ascomycota; Saitoellomycetes; Saitoellales; Saitoellaceae. The transcript is spliced from 3 exons. Gene Ontology annotation, cellular component: nucleus; proteasome storage granule; proteasome complex. Bases 36 to 2747 code for a protein of 903 amino acids. Gene Ontology annotation, biological process: regulation of protein catabolic process; proteasome-mediated ubiquitin-dependent protein catabolic process. Gene Ontology annotation, molecular function: enzyme regulator activity. The record is from RefSeq and is a predicted model, not a curated record.
AAGAAACAGCCAUUAUACCCACAACAACCCAUACAAUGGUGAACCCGCAAGAGAAAGAAGACAAAGACAAGCAGCAGGAGAAGAAGGAAGAGGUUGAUGCUAAGCCCAGUGGCGCGAAGACCAAUGGCAAGGAUGGCAAGAAGAAGGCCGAGGAGUUGUCAGAAGAAGACCAGCAACUAAAGUCAGAACUUGAGAUGCUUGUGGAGCGCUUGAAGGAAUCAAAUACCGACCUCUACAAGCCGGCACUGGAAUCACUCAAGACGCUUAUUCGUACCUCGACAUCCUCUAUGACCGCCGUUCCCAAACCUCUAAAGUUUCUCCGUUCUCAUUACCCCAACCUGACAAAGCUCUUCGACACAUGGCCGGCAGGCGAGAAUAAGGACGCGUUUGCGGACGUGCUUUCAGUGUUGGGGAUGACAUAUGCCGAAGACGGACGCAGGGAUUCUCUGAAGUACCGUCUUCUUGGACCAAAUGAGGACCCUGCCGUCUGGGGUCACGAAUACGUUCGUCACCUUGCUAUGGAGAUCGGGGAGGAGUACUCGGAACGGACAUUGAAGGACAUUCCAGACAGCACCGACGACAUUAUGGACCUCGCCAUGCAACUUGUACCAUUCUUCUUGUCCCACAACGCUGAGGCCGAUGCAGUCGACCUUUUGUUGGAGCUUGAGGCGAUUGAGAAGUUGCCGCAAUUUGUUGAUGCGGAGACCGCGGCUCGUGUGUGCUUGUACAUGGUGUCUUGUGUGAACCUCCUGGCUCCGCCAGACGAUGUGAACUUCUUGAAGACUGCGCACGAGAUCUACAGGAAACAGAACCAGCUUCCGCAAGCCAUGACCCUGGCUAUCCGCUUGGACGACCAUGAUUUGAUUCAAGAAGAUUUGGCAGCAGCAGGUGAUGACAAGGCAUUGAAGCAGCAAUUGGCUUUCAUGCUCGCUCGUCAGCAGAUUUGGUUGGAGAGUGAGGAUGAGGAUGUCUCGGAGUGCCUUCGCAACACCAAGUUGUCUGAGUACUUUAUGUCCCUUGGUCGCGAGGUGAACGUCCUGGAGCCAAAGAUUCCGGAAGAUAUUUACAAGAGCCACCUCGAGAACACCAGGUCCACAUUUGGAUCCGGACAGGUCGACUCAGCACAGCAGAACCUUGCUUCUACCUUCGUCAACGCCUGGGUGAAUGCUGGUUUCGGUCAGGACAAGCUCAUGCUUACCGAGGAGGAGUCCGCUUCGUGGAUCUACAAGAACAAGGAGUCCGGUAUGCUCUCUGCUGCUGCAUCCCUCGGAUCUCUCCUUCUCUGGGACGUCGAAAUGGGUUUGACCCAAAUCGACAAGUACAUGUACUCGUCUGAGGAGUACAUCAAGGCCGGUUCUUUGCUCGGUGUCGGUAUCGUCAACUCCGGUGUCCACAACGAGUCUGAUCCUGCCCUUGCUUUGUUGGCCGAUUACGUGGAGAACAAGAGCGUUGUACUCAGAACAAGCGCUAUCAUCGGUUUGGGUUUGGCAUACGCUGGAAGCAACAGAACGGAUGUUGUGGACCUAUUAUUGCCGAUCGCCGGUGAUUCUUCAUUGACCAUGGAGAUCUCGAGUGUGGCUGCUUUGGCUUUGGGUCUGAUCUGUGUCGGAUCGUGUAAUGGUGAUGUUACCUCUACUAUUGUUCAGACGUUGAUGGAGAGGGAUGAGUCUCAGCUCAAGGAUAAGUGGGCCCGCUUCAUGGCCCUUGGUCUUGCUUUGCUGUAUCUUGGCAAGCAGGAUGCCAGUGAUGCUACGUUGGAGACCCUUAAGGUUAUCGAGGCUCCCCUUGCCAAGCACGCUGGCGUUUUGGUUGAGAUCUGCUCUUAUGCGGGUACCGGAAACGUCCUCAAGGUUCAGGAGAUGCUCCAUUUGUGCAGUGAGCGCCUCGAGGACAAGAAGGAGGAUGCGGAUAAGGAGGAUGGAAAGGCUGAUGGUGAAGAGGCCGUUGAGAACAUGUUCCAGAGCUUCGCCGUUCUGGGAUUGUCGUUGAUUGCCAUGGGUGAGGAUGUCGGAAAAGAGAUGGUCUUGAGACAGUUUGGUCACUUGAUGCACUACGGAGAGCCAGCAGUCCGCAAGGCUGUUCCCCUCGCGCUCGGUCUGCUCAAUGCCUCUAACCCCGAGAUGACUGUCUUCGAGACUCUUUCGAGAUAUUCUCACGACAACGACCUCGAUGUUGCCAUGAAUGCUAUCUUCGCCAUGGGUAUUGUCGGAGCUGGAACCAACAACGCUCGUUUGGCACAGCUUUUGCGUCAGUUGGCAUCAUACUACCACCGUGAGCCAAAUGCAUUGUUCAUGGUCAGGAUUGCACAGGGCUUGUUGCACAUGGGUAAGGGAACAUUGACCGUGAAUCCAUACCACAACGACCGUCAAGUGCUUAACAAGGUGGCGAUCGCUGGAUUGCUCAGCGUUUCCGUGUCUCUCUUGGACGCAAGGGAUUUCGUUUUGAAGAACUCUUCUUGGCUGCUGUACCUUAUCACCCCUGCCAUGAACCCUCGCAUGCUUGUUACUGUUGACGAGAACCUGCAGCCUCUACCUGUUACCGUGCGUGUUGGUCAGGCCGUCGAUGUGGUUGGUCAGGCCGGACGACCGAAGACCAUCACCGGUUUCCAGACCCAUACUACACCAGUAAUUGUCGGCUAUGGAGAGCGAGCAGAGUUGGCUACGGAGGAGUAUAUCAGUGUUACGUCUGUGAUGGAAGGUGUUGUGAUCUUGAGGAAGAACCCGGCGUAUAUGGAUGAGUCGGCAUGA